CAAUAUAUGGUUGUUCAUCGGUUUAAGUCGAAAAGACCUAAAUAUUGUCCAUGAUUUAAUAGUUGAGAUCAAUAGUGAAAUGAAAUUUCGUACCAAACGGUUCAAGUUCCGAAUUGCUCAACAACCCAUUAAAGAAUUAUAUAAUUCGUUCAACAAUAACCAAAUUACGGUGCAAGACUUAUUGCGUGAACUUUCUUUUUUUUUAUUGCGAAUGAAAAAUAAAAUGAAACUCAGUUCAUUAUAAAAAAUUGUAUUACAUGAUUAAUAGCAUCAUCAAACGUUACCCACAUUUUACUGAAAAAACAUGUUGAUGGUGGAAAACAUUUCUUCGGAGAGCCAUACUAGUAAGGAUCAUUUUCGAAGGACAUUUUCACCAAGAGCAUUUUUUCAGAAGGAUACUGUUUCAAGAACGAAAUUUCGGAGACAUUUUUGAAACAAUAUUUUGUAAAGGACGUUUAGGCUGUUACCACCAAGGUCACCAUUGAAAAUGAGACGGGUAUGAGAACAUUAUCUGAGAUCAGAGGUCACACUAAAACUGAGAUUCGGUCAUGAAUAAAAAAAAUAAAUAGUUUCACUUAUGUGAUAAAAUAUCGUUUCAGGUUGGUAUCGACCAAGGUUAUGCUUUCGAGUGAGAAACAAUGGCUAGUGAAAAAUUAAUGUUUUGUCGCUUCUGUGCAUCGAAUAUGAAAAACAAAUAGCCUACUGCGUGGUAUAGUCCAUAUUCUAGCGAACAUUCAACUGACUCUUCAUCAUCGUCAAUUAAUCUGUGUAAGCGACGGAAGACAGAGCAAACAAAACGACGGUAAUAUUUGUAUGAAGUAAACGUAGGACAUGAUUGACGCUUUAUGCUCUAUUGAUCCACAUAUAGAUAAUCAUGCACAAAAAUCAAACUGAUUUCGCGUUGUAUAUAUAGGCAACAUAUUGCUUUACUCUCACUCAUAAAACAACAUCAAUAGAUUACAUUGUUAUUCUGGUGUUGGACAUACAAGAACUCGCACGAAAUCAACAAAAAUCAAGCUUACUACUUUGAUUCCAAGUCUUUUGACGACAGGAAAUCAUCAAUAUCACAAGAAAUGCCACACGAAAUAUUAACUGAAAACAAUAUCCGUACAACGAAGAACCUAAAAAAGUGUGCUAAAUGGAUCUUUUGGAGCAUUGGAAUGCUCAUUGGCCUACUUUUACUUGCGAUUCUCGUCGCCUUCAUAUUUUCAUUGAUCUCUAUACUUCUAAAAAAAUUAAAUGCAAAUAUCAUGACGGACUACAACACAGAUACAGCUAUGGUAAAAUAG
Rotaria sordida is the source of this 1289-nucleotide messenger RNA. NCBI's taxonomy places the organism in Eukaryota, Metazoa, Rotifera, Eurotatoria, Philodinida, Philodinidae. The record is from the annotation of a GenBank genome assembly.